GUGUGCACUUCCUGGUUACCUCAGUGUUUCAACUUACAAUUUCUUGUUUCACCUCCCAAAGCAACAAGAUGUUGCACACAGCUUACAGCUCGUGUUCAUGGCUCUGGAAUGCUAGCAACCAGAAAGAUGGACUGUUUCGAGCUGCUUGCUCAUUUCUGAUUGCCAUAUUAGCAAUUUCACUCUGGCACAUUAGGAAGGCGAGGAAGUCAAUCGCGCCAUUGCCGCCUAGCCCACGUGGCUUGCCAUUGGUGGGAUAUCUUCCAUUUCUUGGAACGGAUAAUCUUCACCUGGUCUUUACAGAACUGGCUGGUGUCUAUGGUCCUAUCUACAGACUUUGGCUUGGAAACAAAUUAUGCGUGGUGAUUAACUCACCCUCGCUGGCAAAAGAAGUGGUUCGUGACAACGACAUAACAUUUUCUGAGCGGGAUCCUCCCAUUGCUGCACAGAUUUGUACCUUUGGCUGCAAUGAUAUUGUAUUUGAUUCCUACAGUAAUCCCGACUGGAGAAUGAAGCGGAAAGUUCUUGUGCGCGAAAUGCUUAGCAAUACUAGCAUCAAAGCUUGCCAUGGUCUACGAAGAGAACAAGUGAUGAAAACCAUUACAAAUGUGUAUAAAAAUGCUGGCAAGCCAAUUGAUUUUGGUGAAUUAUCAUUUUUAACAUCAAUCAAUGCGGUCAUGAGCAUGUUGUGGGGAGGCAAACAGGGAGGAGAUCAGAAAAGGAAUAGAAUUUGGACCGACUUUCGAGAGCUUAUAACACAGUUAAUGGUGAUAUUGGGAAAACCGAACGUUUCUGAUAUCUUCCCCGUGCUUGCGUGGUUUGACAUACAAGGAAUUGAGAGGGAAAUGAAGAAAAUCUCUCAUUCGUUUGAUCAACUUUUCGACUCUAUGAUUGAAGAAAGAAUGAACGUUGGCACCAAAAUGGAAAAAGAUGAUGGAAAGACUGAACAAAAAGACUUCUUGCAGCUUCUUUUGGAACUCAAGGAGAAGGAUGAUGGCUCAUUAUCAAUUACAAUGAAUCAACUCAAGGCCCUGUUGAUGGACGUUGUGGUGGGUGGAACUGAUACCACAUCAACAAUGAUGGAGUGGACAAUGGCAGAGCUAACGCAACAUCCAGAAAUAAUGGAAAAAGUGAAGAAAGAAAUAGCUGAUGUUGUUGGUCCAAACAGCUCCGUUGAAGAAGUUCACUUGCCUAAUUUGCGCUACCUAGAUGCUGUCGUGAAGGAGACCUUCCGGUUGCACCCGCCCCUGCCCCUGCUAGUGCCCCGUUGUCCGGGCCAAUCGAGCACUGUGGGUGGAUAUACCAUACCGAAGGGCACCAGGGUCUUCUUAAAUAUCUGGUCCAUUCAUAGGGACCCAUAUGUUUGGGACAAUCCUUCAGAAUUCCAACCUGAGAGGUUCUUGAAUGAUCCUGACAAAUUUGAUUACUUAGGAAAUGACUCCAGAUACAUGCCAUUUGGUUCAGGAAGGAGAAUGUGCGCAGGAGUUUCUCUAGGGGAGAAGAUGCUAUAUUCCACCUUGGCCACAUUGUUGCAUGCGUUUGAAUGGAAAUUGCCCCAGGGUGCAGAGCAAGAUUUGUCCGGGAGAUUUGGACUUAUUAUGAAGAAAAUGAAGCCUUUGGUUGUUAUUCCAACACCAAGAUUAUCUAAUCUCGAGCACUAUCUAAGCAUUGAUCCCAAAUUAAGUGGAAACAACAAGCUAUACGUCCAGUUGAGAGCAAAUGUAUUUAGAGAAAGUAACCAAACUCAUCUUAACCCUUCACGUUCUCACUCGUUUCAAUCUUUUGCGAUGACAACUCAAGACUUCUUUCACAAAGGAGAGAGGUUCCCACAAAUGACAGUCCUUUGUAUUCUUAUUACAUUAUUACUAGCCUUGUGUUUGUUUCCACGGUCAAUCAAGAAAUUGAGGGGAUCAGGAAAGGCAAAGCAGCUACCGGGACCCCGUGGCUUACCCCUGGUCGGCUACCUCCCAUUUCUCAGUGGAAACAUCCACAAAACUUUCAUGGAAUUGACCAAGAUUUAUGGUCCAAUUUAUAAACUUCCGCUUGGACAGAGACAAUGUGUGAUAAUAAGCUCUCCAAACUUGGCAAAAGAGGUGGUACGUGACCAAGACACCAUGUUUGCCAACCGUAACCCGACCAUUGCAGCACUGGCUUUCUCUUUUGGUGGAAAGGAUAUUGCUUUCACGCCUUAUGGGCCGGAAUGGCGGAUUCUGCGCAGGGUAUUCGUCCAGGAAAUGCAGAGUAAAGCAACCUAUGCCUUUUACUCUCUACGAAAAAAUGAGGUUCAAAACAGUGUUAGAGAUGUACUUGGGAAGGGUGGAAUCCCCAUUGAUGUUGGACUUUUGGCGUUUUUCACAGUGAUCAACAUGAUAACUAGCAUGUUCUGGGGUGGCACGAUUCAAGGAGACAAAGGAGCUGGCACCAAUGCCGAGUUUCGCGCAGCAGUGUCGGAACUCAUUGUUAUAUGGGGAAAACCAAAUAUUUCAGAUUUCAUCCCAAGUCUGGCGAGAUUUGAUGUACAAGGAAUAGAGAGGGGUGUGAAAAAGGCAUCCAAGAGGAUAGAACAAAAUUUCGAUUCCGUGAUCGAUCAAAGGAUGAAAAAGAACGAGGAAAAAGGUCAAGGCACAAAAAAGAAAGAUAGUAAUGAUUUCUUGCAGUUCCUUCUGGAGUUCAGAGAUCAAGACACUGGAAAGUCACUUUCCCGAGCACAAAUGAAAGCCUUCCUCGCGGACAUUGUACUGGGGGGAACCGCCACAACCUCGACUGCUUUUGAAUGGACAAUGGCGGAACUGAUGCUUAACCCAGAAACGAUGAAGAAAGUGCAAGAAGAAUUAAUAGAAGUUGUGGGUGCUAACAGAAUUGUUGAAGAAUACCAUAUUUACAAAUUGCCUUAUUUGCACGCAGUUGUGAGGGAAGCAUUAAGAUUGCAUCCACCAGCUCCGCUGCUCCUACCCCGUUCCCCGACCCAAAGUUGCACCGUGGGAGGCUAUACUAUACCAAAAGGAGCUAAGGUUUUCAUGAAUGCGUGGGCUAUGCAUAGGGAUCCCCAAUUUUGGAACAAUCCCUUGGAGUUUCAGCCUGAGAGAUUCACUGGUGAUCAUGCUGAUAACUUGGAUUACUCAGGGAAAAACUUCCAUUAUAUUCCGUUUGGGUCUGGUAGGCGAAUAUGCGCAGGGCUUCGCCUGGGGGAGAGGAUGUUGAUGUAUAUAUUGGCUACAUUCUUGCAUCUGUUCGAGUGGAAAAUGCCAGAUGGUGAAAUGCCAGAUACCAGGGAAAAACUUGGGAUUGUGUUGGAGAAGUUAACGCCGUUAAUUGUUAUUGCAACACCAAGAUUCUGCAACUUAGAGCUCUAUAAAUAGGAGUGGUCAACCGGAAGAAUAUAUUUUUUUCUGGAAACUCUUGUAUCCAAAAUCAAAAAAAUCUGUAUAUUGUAUUUCAAAAUAAAUAAAUAAAUUUCAAUUUCAAAUAUUAUAUUUUCA
Messenger RNA from Theobroma umbraticum, 3476 nucleotides. Its product is annotated as flavonoid 3',5'-hydroxylase-like. Gene Ontology annotation, molecular function: oxidoreductase activity, acting on paired donors, with incorporation or reduction of molecular oxygen; iron ion binding; heme binding. The record is from RefSeq and is a predicted model, not a curated record. Lineage: Eukaryota; Viridiplantae; Streptophyta; Magnoliopsida; Malvales; Malvaceae.